This is a messenger RNA of Acomys russatus (golden spiny mouse), 712 nucleotides long. RefSeq names its product spermatogenesis associated 24 (gene Spata24). Gene Ontology annotation, molecular function: DNA binding. Lineage: Eukaryota; Metazoa; Chordata; Mammalia; Rodentia; Muridae. Gene Ontology annotation, cellular component: nucleus; cytoplasm. The transcript has 6 exons. The record is from RefSeq and is a predicted model, not a curated record. The coding region runs from base 72 to 689 and encodes 205 amino acids.
UUCUCAUUGGCUGGCGACGAGCAAGGCGCGCAGCGGGAGGCCAUUUCCAACGAGCUGGCGGGGGGCAAAAGAUGGCGACGCCCCUUGGGUGGUCGCAGGGGGGAUCUGGAUCUGUGUGUCUCGCCUUUGAUCAACUGCGGGACGUGAUUGAAUCUCAGGAGGAACUGAUCCACCAGCUGAGGAAUGUGAUGGUUCUCCAAGAUGAAAAUUUUGUCAGUAAAGAAGAGUUCCAGGAAAUAGAGAAGAAACUGGUGGAAGAGAAGGCUGCUCAUGCAAAAACCAAAGUCCUCCUGGCCAAGGAAGAGGAGAAGCUGCAGUUUGCCCUCGGAGAGGUGGAGGUUCUGUCCAAGCAGCUGGAGAAAGAGAAGUUGGCCUUUGAGAAAGCGCUCUCCAGUGUCAAGAGCAGAGUCCUGCAGGAGUCUAGCAGGAAGGACCAACUCAUCACCAAGUGCAAUGAAAUUGAGUCUCACAUUAUAAAGCAAGAAGAUAUACUUAAUGGCAAAGAGAAUGAGAUUAAAGAGUUGCAGCAAGUUAUCAGCCAGCAGAAACAGAUUUUCAGGAAUCACAUGUCUGACUUCCGGAUCCAGAAGCAGCAGGAGAGCUACAUGGCCCGGGUGCUGGACCAGAAGCAUAAGAAAGCCUCGGGAGCACGUCGGGGCCGUAGCCGUCAGUGUCCCAGGGAAAAAUAAAAUGCUGGUUCUCUUCCUGUUCU